This is a messenger RNA of Striga asiatica, 564 nucleotides long. Lineage: Eukaryota; Viridiplantae; Streptophyta; Magnoliopsida; Lamiales; Orobanchaceae. The record is from the annotation of a GenBank genome assembly.
AUGAAGAAGAAGAUGAUGGAUUCCGGAAGGUUCGUGAAGAAGAUGGUGAGGAAAGUUUCCAAAACACAUGACAAACAGAGCAAAGCCAUGGAAAAGCACUUUUUGCUUACCGAUGAUCAAUUGAUCUCUGAUAAUUCGAGGCAUAAAAGCAAGAAUGGGAAGAUCUCGGCUCAUAUCCCGAGAGGAUUCGUUGCAGUUUAUGUGGGGCCCGACAGCCGGAGAUUCCUUAUCCCCACCAAGAUCCUUUCUGUUCCUAAGUUUAAGGAGCUUAUGGAUAAAUCGGCCGAAGAAUAUGGUUACGAACAGCAAGGAGGAUUAAGCAUACCGUGUGACGAGGAUGAGUUUCGAAAAUUGUUGGCAAAGAAAAAGUGUUCGCACCGUAAAAAACAGAACGAUUGUCGAUUAUCCAAAAUCGAACUAGUUGUAAGAAGGCUGCCGAAAAGCGAUAAAAAACUACAAAAAAAAGAACACAGAGAAAAUUACCAAUCGAAGUACAAGUUUUUCGAUAGACCCUUCAUUUGGUUCGAAUCCCAGCUUUUCGGUAGAUUUCAUCAUACAACCUGA